Molecule: messenger RNA, 1209 nt
Organism: Ophidiomyces ophidiicola
Lineage: Eukaryota; Fungi; Ascomycota; Eurotiomycetes; Onygenales; Onygenaceae
Gene: FYV10
Product: GID complex subunit containing RING finger motif
Exons: 4
Coding region: 1-1209 (402 amino acids)
Biological process (GO): proteasome-mediated ubiquitin-dependent protein catabolic process
Cellular component (GO): GID complex; cytoplasm; nucleus
Molecular function (GO): protein binding; ubiquitin protein ligase activity
Source: RefSeq, a predicted model, not a curated record
AUGGCUGCAGAGCUAACGUCUAUCAAGCUCAAUCCAGAGAGUCACCUUCUCUUGGACCAACCGCUCCUCCGCGUACCCUAUGAGCUCGCUCGCCGAAACUUCAAAUCAACUCAACGAGUCGUGGAGCGGGAGAGGGAGCAAAUACUACCAAUUUUAAAGGACACCGCAAAUGCCUCUCUCUCCGGAACCCAAGAUACGGCCCAGACGCUGGAAGCUUUGGACACGAUGAUAGCACGCAUGCAGAAUCUGAAACGUAAAAUGGAGACAUUACAUGAUGAAGAGAAAAAAAUUGCUACGCAAUCCCAGAAAAGAUUACAGCAUAUACAAAAUCUCUAUCAGAUUCCGAGCCUAGCAGAUGUCAAAUAUGAGCAGUGGUCAAGAACAAGAUUAAAUCGUUUAUUAGCUGAUCAUAUGCUACGAUCCGGCUACUUAGAAAGUGCGAAACAACUUGCUCAAGACAAAGAUAUUUCAGACCUUGUGGAUAUAGACGUUUUCGUUCAAUGCCAACGGAUUGGCGAGAGUCUACAUCGUGGCGAAACCAAGGACGCGCUUCAGUGGUGUGGUGAAAACAAGGUAGCUUUGAAAAAAGUUCAGAGCCGGUUCGAGUUCGAGUUGAGGCUACAACAGUAUAUAGAAUUAUUGCGAGUCGGAGACAAGGCCGGGGCGAGAAAACAUGCGACAAAGUUUCUCACCCCACACAGCGAAACACAGGCGCAGGAUAUCAGACGCGCAGCAGGGUUGCUAGUGUAUUUCCCUGACACUCGAGCUGAGCCUUAUAAGACGAUGUACUCCUUGGAUCGCUGGCAAUAUCUUUCAGAUCUCUUCAUGCGUACCCAUCACGAUCUUUUGUCUCUCUCAUCUCGCCCUCUCCUCCAAAUAGCUCUAUCAGCAGGCCUUUCUGCCCUUAAAACACCAGCAUGUCAUUCGACGAUUACGUCCUCGAGGGCCAGUCCAAACUCCUUAACAACCUCCAUCUGCCCAAUUUGCUCGACUGAACUGAAUGACUUGGCAAGACAUGUGCCUUAUGCUCAUCAUGCAAAAAGCUAUGUCGAGGCUGACCCUGUUGUCUUGCCAAAUCAUAGGCUAUAUGGAACGGCCCGCUUGCUAGAUAUGAGCAGAAAGGCUGGCGUCCCGGAGAAUCAAGUUAAAGAUCCUAUAACCGGGGAGAUUUUCGACUUUUCCAAGAUCAAGAAGGUGUAUAUAUCUUAA